AUGUCAGACUCUGUUGCUGAAGAGAUCAAGAAGAAGAUUCUUAGAGAAAGAAACAUCAUCACUGGUGCCUCAAAUUUGAAGAAAAAGACAUCUAAUGCGGCUGUGAUUCAAAAAUGUAAUACCAAUAUUCAAGAAGCUCAACAAAACAUUGAUUAUUUGAAUGAAACUUUAAAUCAAUUGAAAUUCCAGGAUGAACAUUCUGAACAUUCUAUUGGUCAAAAUACGUCAGAUGAACAAACCCUGAAUGAUCAAAGUGGUAAUAAUGGGGUGAAGAAAACUACAGAUGCUGGUAAUUAUUCACGUUUAGAUUUAAUUAAAUAUGAUUGUCCAUCUUUAGGUCAACGUAUCCAGUAUAUGAUCAAUCAACUUAACACAAAACUAAAAGUUGAACAAAAAUAUUAUGAAGCUAAUGAAAAAUUAUCAAAAAUUUAUCAACUUGAUGGUGAUCGCAGAAUUAGUUCUGUUGCAGAAGAUGGAAGAGUUCAAAGUAAUCACAAAAUUCAAUUAUUGAAAAAAUCGUUGAAACGUUAUGAAGAUAUACAUGUGAAUUUGGAUCAACUGAAUGAAGAAACUGACCCUAUGAAUAAUGUGAAAUUUAGAAGAAAACCUUUAGGUGGUACUUUAACUAUUGGAAUUAGCUCUAUUAGAGAUGUUGACCACAUUGCAUCACCAAUGUUUUCAAGAAAGACCGAAUCAUAUAUUUCAAUCAAAGUUGAUGAUGAUGAAAAAGCCAAAACUAAAGGAAGUCGUAACGACAGAUGGAGUGAAGAAUUCAAUAUACAUGUGGACAAGGGUAAUGAAGUUGAAAUAACUGUUUAUGAUAAAAUAGGUAACCAACAUGUACCAGUCGCCAUGGCUUGGUUCUUAGUGUCUGAUAUUGCAGAAGAAAUUCGUAAAAAGAAGGUUGGCCAAUCUGGAGUAGGUUGGGUUAGUGCUGCAAGAAUUCAAAACGGCAGAAAAAUACAAAAUCCAAAUGUAAAUAAUGAUAAUUUCACUUUGAAUGAGAGAGAAAACACUAGUAAUGGGGAUUCAAAAGAACCAAUUAGAAGUAGCUCUUGGUAUAUUCUUGAACCAUCUGGGCAAAUUCUGUUAACAAUAGGUUUUAGCAAAUCAACAACUCCAAACAAAAAAACAUUACUGGGUGGUUUACAUCGUCAUGGUGCUAUUAGAAAGAGGGAUGAAGAAGUUUAUGAACAACAUGGUCAUCAAUUUGUUCAAAAACAAUUUUAUUCUAUUAUGCGCUGUGCUUUGUGUGCUGAAUUUUUGCCUUAUAAUGGUUAUCAAUGUCAAGAUUGUAAAUUUUUAUGUCACAAGAAAUGUUAUCAAAAAGUCAUUACCAAAUGUAUAUCCAAAUCAAGCACGGAUAUUGAUCCAGAUGAACUGAAGUUGAAUCAUCGUAUUCCACAUAGAUUUGAACAUGUUUCCAAUCGUGGUACCAACUGGUGUUGUCAUUGUGGUAAUCUUUUGCCAUGGGGUAGAAAAAAUGUUCUUAAAUGUUGUGAAUGUGAUAUCAUGUGCCAUACAUCAUGCUCUCAUUUAGUUCCAGACUUUUGUGGUAUGUCUAUGGAAACUGCUAAUAAAAUUUUAAGUACCAUCAAAUCUACAGAGGGUAUUAGAAAGAAGCAACCAACUGCAAGUCUUUCAAGUGCUCGCUCAACUACAUCAACUACUGUUCACACUCUGAAUGAGAGACCAACCCCGACAUCAGUACAACCAUCAUACAUUCAACCACCACAAGAAGGAAAAGUUAAAUUACCAUCAUUACCACCAAGUGUCAGUUCACAAGUUACACCUGAAUAUGAUAUCGAUAAUGAACUACCAACACAAUCACUGAAUCAAAAGCAAGAGCAAGCAGUGCUAUCACCACAACGUCAAAGACGUCCACCUCCACCUGCUGAUGGUCAUUAUAGCAGACAGCCUUCUGCUCAAGAACAAGCAUCUUUAGCUGAUGAAGAAGAUCAGAAGAUUCAACAACAACUGCAACAACAACAUCAACUAAACCUGCAACUUCAAAAAGAAGCUGAAGCUCAUGAAGAACAAAGAAGACAAGUUGAAGAACAAAGAUAUUAUCAAGAGCAACAGCUAUACAUUGAACAACAACAACAGUUAGAAGAGAGAAGACGUCAAAUUCAAGAAGAACAAAGCUUGCGUCAACAACAAGAUCUUUAUAAUAGAAAAGAUGUUGCUGAUCAUUCAAAUAGACAAUCGUUGCAUUCACAGAUUUCAGCUAAGUUAGAUCCAAGACAAUCUCUGGAAUCUGAUAGAAGUCAUGACGGUCUUGCAACAGUUGAUACACAUGACAGUACACCUAGAACUGACAAAAGUCAGUCACUGUCUCAGAAAGAUAAACGUCAUCGUCAAAAAGUGGGUCUUGAUGAUUUUAAUUUCCUUGCAGUUUUGGGUAGGGGUAAUUUUGGUAAAGUUAUGCUCGCCAGAUCUUAUCGUAAUAAGAAUUUAUGUGCUGUUAAAGUUUUGAAGAAAGAUAUGAUUAUUGAAAAUGGGGAAAUUGCAUCAAUGAAUGCUGAAAAGGAAGUUUUUUUGGUUGCAAAUCAAGAACAACACCCAUUUUUGAUCAAUUUACAUUGUUGUUUCCAAACUGCCAAUCGUAUAUAUUUUGUUAUGGAAUACGUUCCAGGUGGUGAUUUAAUGUGGCAUGUUCAACAAGCUACAUUUUCACAAAGAAGAGCUAAAUUUUAUGCUGCGGAGGUCUUAUUGGCUUUAGAACAUUUGCACAAAUAUGACAUUAUUUAUCGUGAUUUGAAAUUAGAUAACAUUAUGUUGAGUACAGAUGGUCAUAUCAAGAUUGCAGAUUAUGGUUUAUGUAAACAUGAUAUGGGAUAUGGUAAAACUACCAACACAUUUUGUGGUACUCCAGAAUUUAUGGCACCAGAAAUUCUAAGAGAACAACACUACACUAGAGCAGUUGAUUGGUGGGCUUUUGGUGUCUUACUGUAUCAGAUGCUGUUAGGUAAAUCACCAUUCAGAGGUGAAGAUGAAGAUGAAGUUUUCAAUGCCAUUUUGACAGAUGAACCAUUAUUCCCAAUCCAAAUGGCUAGUGAGGCUGUUGGUUUGUUAGAGUCAUUGUUAAAUAAGGAUCCCGUUAAACGUUUAGGUUCUGGUCCAACAGAAGCUCAAGAAAUUAAAGAGCAUGCUUACUUCCGUAACAUCAAUUUUGAUGAUAUUUUACAUUUAAGGGUUCCACCACCUUACGUCCCAGAAGUUAAAGCUGAAGAUGAUGUUUCAUUUUUUGAUAAAGAUUUUACAACUGAAGUUCCAAGGUUGACACCAGUUAACUCUGUUUUAGAUAGUUCUACUCAAGCACAAUUCCGUGGUUUCUCAUAUGUUUCAGAUGCUUCAGGAUUAGUACCAAAAUGA
This is a messenger RNA of Hansenula ciferrii, 3375 nucleotides long. RefSeq names its product protein kinase C (gene PKC1). Lineage: Eukaryota; Fungi; Ascomycota; Saccharomycetes; Phaffomycetales; Wickerhamomycetaceae. Gene Ontology annotation, molecular function: protein serine/threonine kinase activity; ATP binding. Bases 1 to 3375 code for a protein of 1124 amino acids. The record is from RefSeq and is a predicted model, not a curated record. The transcript has a single exon. Gene Ontology annotation, biological process: signal transduction; protein phosphorylation.